This is a messenger RNA of Trichomycterus rosablanca, 8301 nucleotides long. It is a transcript of the gene scn8aa, whose product is annotated as sodium channel, voltage gated, type VIII, alpha subunit a. Gene Ontology annotation, molecular function: protein binding; voltage-gated sodium channel activity. The coding region runs from base 937 to 6801 and encodes 1954 amino acids. The record is from RefSeq and is a predicted model, not a curated record. The transcript is spliced from 29 exons. Gene Ontology annotation, biological process: membrane depolarization during action potential; neuronal action potential; sodium ion transmembrane transport. NCBI's taxonomy places the organism in Eukaryota, Metazoa, Chordata, Actinopteri, Siluriformes, Trichomycteridae. Gene Ontology annotation, cellular component: axon; voltage-gated sodium channel complex; plasma membrane.
AUAAUCAAAACAAAUACGUACAUACACCAUACAAAUCAUAGUACAAAAUCAAAAUAGUACAUCAACAUCAAGAAUAAUUAAGAUAAAAACAAAGAGAGCAGCAUAAGACAGUUCAUUAAAAAUUAGCUAAAUUAUGAGAGAGAACAACAAAUAUAGAACAAUUUCUUAAAAUUAGACAGAAACAGGACAGAUUUACAUGCAAUCAGGAAACUGAAAACUUUACAAGUUUUAGGAUCUAGGACUUCACAUUUCUGUCGUGAUCUAAGUAUAAAAACUAUUAAAAAGAAUAGCAAAAAUAAAAGCAUUUAUUUUGUGUUGUUACAAGUUAAAUGCCACUCUGAAUAGAUGAGUUUUGAGAAGUGACUUGAAUUUGGACAGGUCAGGACAAUCUCGUAGGUGUUUGGGGAGAGCAUUCCAUAAAGAUGGAGCAGCUAUGGAAAAGGCCCUGUCACCCCAGGUCCGGUGCUUGGUCCUAGAGGGUAUGGACAGUAGGUUAGCCUCAGAAGAGCGAAGGCUACGGGAGGGAAUGUGCUGAUGGAGCAGGUCGGUGAGUGAGCCGCUGUGAGAAUCCAGUGGUGGUUGAGAAUGGAGCCACCACAAAAGUGCCUGCUCAUCCGCUGUAUACUAACCUGCCAGGGCCACGCGCCCUUCAGGGCAAAAUGCCCACCUACAACACGAGACUCACCAGGCGGACCCACCAGUGGCCUCUGUCCACACUCUGAAAAAAUCAAAAUUAAUAUAUUUAAGAGAAAGGAUGAGAGUUGAAGAAAUAUUAAAGACAGCAUAGAUGGGAGUAGCUGGUUUUAUGAUGUAUCUAUGAUCACAGUUCUACACACACAGGAGGAAAAUGAUGUAAUCACAUUCCAACAUCCCAGUGCAGAGCUCUCUACCCUGGAUGGUCCUUAACUAAAGAAGCCGUUGCUGCAGGAUGAAAACAUGGCUGCACCCAUUAAUGCAACGCCAGGACCUCACAGCUUCAAAUACUUCACCCGGGAGUCUCUGGCUAACAUCGAGAAACGCAUCGCUGAGGAGAAAGCCAAGCCUCCACCCAAGCCAGACAGCAGCUACCGCGACGAUGACGAUGAAAACAAGCCCAAACACAACAGUGACCUGGAGGCGGGCAAAAGCCUGCCCUUCAUAUACGGCGACAUUCCUCCUGGAAUGGCGGCGACACCACUGGAGGACCUUGACCCUUUUUACAUAAAUAGGAAGACGUUUAUAGUGGUAAACAAAGGGAAAACAAUCUUCCGCUUCAGUGCCACACCUUCCAUGUACAUUAUAAGUCCUUUUAAUCUUCUUAGGCGAAUAGCUAUUAAAAUUUUGAUACACUCGUUAUUCAGCAUGAUCAUCAUGUGUACCAUUUUGACCAACUGUGUAUUCAUGACUUUUAGUAAUCCUCCUGAGUGGUCCAAACAAGUAGAGUACACAUUCACAGGAAUUUAUACUUUCGAAUCGCUAGUCAAAAUCAUCGCUCGUGGUUUCUGUAUAGAUGACUUCACAUUCCUCAGAGAUCCGUGGAACUGGCUGGACUUUAUGGUCAUCUCAAUGGCAUAUGUAACAGAGUUUGUGGACCUGGGGAAUGUAUCUGCGCUGAGAACGUUCAGAGUUCUCCGAGCAUUGAAAACUAUCUCUGUCAUUCCAGGUCUGAAGACCAUCGUGGGCGCCUUGAUCCAGUCAGUGAAGAAGCUGUCGGACGUGAUGAUCCUCACCGUGUUCUGCCUCAGCGUGUUCGCCCUCAUCGGUCUGCAGCUCUUCAUGGGCAACCUGCGGCACAAGUGUGUCAUCUGGCCCAUCAACAUGACCGAGGCAGGAAACGGCACCAGCUUCGACUUCGAUGCGUACAUCAAGAACGAAAGCAACUUCUACUUCCUCCCUGAAACUCUGGAUGCUCUGCUAUGUGGGAACGGCUCUGAUGCUGGUCGCUGUCCUGAGGGCUACUUGUGCAUGAAGGCUGGACGCAACCCAAACUACGGCUACACCAGCUUCGACAGUUUCGGCUGGGCCUUCCUCGCUCUUUUCCGCCUCAUGACGCAGGACUUCUGGGAGAACCUGUACAUGCUGACUCUGCGUGCGGCAGGAAAGACCUACAUGAUCUUCUUUGUGCUCGUGAUCUUCGUGGGCUCCUUCUACCUGGUCAAUCUGAUCCUGGCUGUGGUGGCCAUGGCUUAUGAGGAGCAGAACCAGGCCACUAUGGAGGAGGCGGCGCGAAAAGAGGAGGAAUUUAAAGCCAUGCUGGAGCAGCUAAGGAAGCAACAAGAGGAUGCCCAGGCAAACGCGAUGGCCACUUCAGCCGGAACCGUGUCGGAAGACGCGGUGGAGGACGACGGAGUGGAAAACCUGUCGUGCAGCUCGUCCGAGAUGUCCAAGCUCAGCUCCAAGAGCGCCAAGGAGAGGAGAAACCGCAAGAAAAAGUGGAAGCAGAAGGAACAGGACCGGGAGAAAGGAGACAGUGAGAAGUUUGUCAAGUCUGAAUCGGAUGACGGCAGCAGGAAGAGGUUCCGCUUCCCUGACAAUCGCUUGGGUCGCAGGUCAUCCAUCAUGAACCAGUCUCUCCUCAGCAUCCCUGGUUCGCCGUUCUUAUCCCGCCACAACAGCAAAAGCAGCAUCUUCAGCUUUAAGCGUAACCGUGACGCCGGAUCGGAGAACGAGUUCGCGGAUGACGAGCACAGCACGGUGGAGGAGUGCGAUCAGAGGCGCAGCUCGCUGUUCAGCCCGUACCGCCGCAGCAGCUACAGCGGCUACCAUGGCAAGCACAACAGCACGGUGGACUGCAACGGUGUGGUGUCCCUAAUCGGGCCCGGUCCAGGAGGACGUCUACUGCCUGAGGUGAUAAUAGAUAAGGCAGCUUCUGACGACAGCCCAACCACUGACGUUGAGAUCAAGAAGAAACUCUCCGGAUCUCUAAUGGUUUCCAUGGACCAACUCAACGCUUCUUUCAGUCACAAGGAACGAGCGAACAGCGUCAUGAGCGUCACCAACACAUUAGUAGAGGAACUGGAAGAAUCUCAGAGGAAGUGUCCACCAUGCUGGUACAAGUUUGCCAACACUUUCCUUAUCUGGGAGUGCUGCCCCCUGUGGAUAAAGAUCAAGGAGAUCGUGAACCUGAUCGUGAUGGACCCUUUUGUGGAUUUGGCCAUCACGAUUUGCAUCGUCCUCAACACUCUCUUCAUGGCCAUGGAGCAUCACCCAAUGACCCCACAAUUUGAGCAUGUGUUGUCCGUGGGGAACCUGGUGUUCACAGGGAUCUUCACGGCAGAAAUGGUGGCCAAGUUGGUUGCAAUGGACCCGUACUACUAUUUCCAGGAGGGCUGGAACAUUUUCGAUGGCUUCAUUGUGAGCCUGAGCUUGAUGGAGCUGGGACUGGCAAAUGUGGAAGGCCUGUCUGUGCUCAGAUCAUUCCGAUUGCUGCGAGUGUUUAAGCUGGCUAAGUCGUGGCCCACCCUGAACAUGCUGAUCAAGAUCAUCGGGAACUCUGUGGGAGCUCUGGGGAACUUGACCCUGGUUUUGGCCAUCAUCGUCUUCAUCUUUGCUGUGGUGGGCAUGCAGCUGUUUGGAAAGAACUACAAGGACUGCGUGUGUAAGAUCGCUCAGGACUGCGAGCUUCCCCGCUGGCACAUGAACGACUUCUUCCACUCCUUCCUGAUUGUGUUCCGCGUGCUGUGUGGCGAGUGGAUCGAGACCAUGUGGGACUGCAUGGAGGUGGCGGGGCAGGCCAUGUGUCUCAGCGUUUUCAUGAUGGUCAUGGUCAUUGGAAACUUAGUGGUGCUGAAUCUGUUUCUUGCCUUGCUGCUGAGCUCAUUCAGCGCAGACAACCUGGCAGCCACAGACGAUGACGGAGAAAUGAACAACCUGCAGAUCUCAGUCAACCGCAUCAAGUUCGGCAUAGCCUGGAUCAAGGUUAAAGUGCGGAAGGUAGUGGCCGGACUCAGGAGGAAGGCGGUGGACGAGGCCAAGCCCCUGGACGACAUGUAUGACAAGAAGCUGAACUGUAUCGCCAACCACACGGACAUGAACCAUGAGCUGGACUAUCAGAAGGAUGCCAACGGCACCACCAGUGGCAUCGGCAGCAGCGUGGGGAAGUACAUGAUCGAUGAGGAUCAUAUGUCGUUCAUCCACAACCCCAACCUGACCGUGUGCGUACCCAUCGCUGCUGGAGAGUCCGACUUCGAGAACCUAAACACAGAAGACUUCAGCAGCGAGUCCGAGGCAGAGGGCAGCAAAGACGGGCUGGAUGACAGCAGUUCGUCAGAAGGCAGCACGAUUGAUAUAAAGCCGGAGGUCGAGGAGGCCGUGGUGGUGGAAGCUGUAGAGGAGUAUUUGGACCCAGAGGCCUGCUGGACUGAAGCUUGUAUCGCUCGCUACAAGUGCUGUGACGUGUCCAUCACGGAGGGCUGGGGAAAGAACUGGUGGUAUCUCCGCAAGACCUGCUAUCUCAUUGUGGAGCACAACUGGUUUGAAACGCUCAUCAUCUUCAUGAUUCUGCUUAGUAGUGGAGCAUUGGCUUUUGAAGACGUGUACAUCGAGCAGAGGAAGACGAUUCGGAUCAUUUUGGAAUACGCCGACAGGGUGUUUACCUACAUCUUCAUCCUGGAAAUGCUGCUGAAAUGGGUGGCCUACGGGUUUGUGAAAUACUUUACCAAUGCCUGGUGCUGGCUGGACUUCUUCAUUGUGGAUGUGUCUAUAGUCAGCCUUAUAGCUAAUGCGCUGGGCUUCUCCGAUCUAGGGCCCAUUAAAUCACUCAGGACACUCAGGGCCUUGAGACCACUCAGAGCAUUGUCACGGUUUGAAGGGAUGAGGGUGGUAGUCAACGCCUUGGUGGGCGCCAUCCCUUCCAUUAUGAAUGUGUUGCUGGUUUGCCUCAUUUUUUGGCUGAUUUUCAGUAUCAUGGGGGUCAACCUGUUCGCUGGCAAAUACCACUACUGCUAUAACGAAACCGCAGGGAAAAUAUUCGAAUUACACGAAGUGAACAACAAGACGGAAUGUUUUGCCCUCAUUGAACAGAACCCUACCGAAGUGCGCUGGAAGAACGUCAAGAUCAAUUUCGACAACGUGGGUGCCGGCUAUCUGGCCUUGCUGCAAGUGGCUACUUUUAAAGGUUGGAUGGACAUUAUGUAUGCAGCUGUUGACUCACGAAGGGUGGACGACCAGCCAAUGUAUGAGGACAACAUCUACAUGUACAUCUACUUCGUCAUCUUUAUUAUUUUUGGCUCGUUUUUCACUCUCAACCUGUUUAUUGGUGUCAUCAUCGACAAUUUCAACCAGCAAAAGAAAAAGUUUGGAGGUCAGGAUAUCUUUAUGACAGAGGAGCAGAAGAAAUACUACAAUGCAAUGAAGAAACUGGGUUCGAAGAAACCACAAAAACCCAUACCCAGGCCUCAGAACAAGAUCCAGGGAAUGGUGUUCGACUUUGUGACGCAGCAGGUCUUCGACAUCUCCAUCAUGAUCCUCAUCUGCCUGAACAUGGUGACCAUGAUGGUGGAAACAGAUGACCAGUCAGAUGAGACCGAGGCGAUCCUUUACUGGGUCAACUUUAUCUUCAUUGUGGUCUUCACGGCAGAGUUUGUUCUAAAGCUCUUUUCUCUGCGCCAUUACUACUUCACCAAUGGCUGGAAUAUCUUUGACUGUGUUGUGGUCAUUCUGUCUAUAGUAGGUAUGUUCCUGGCAGACCUGAUUGAAAAGUACUUUGUGUCACCAACAUUGUUCAGGGUGAUCCGUCUAGCCCGAAUUGGUCGUAUCCUACGUCUGAUCAAGGGAGCCAAAGGCAUUCGGACACUGCUUUUCGCCCUCAUGAUGUCACUGCCGGCUCUCUUCAACAUCGGCCUGCUGCUCUUCCUGGUGAUGUUCAUCUUCUCCAUCUUUGGCAUGUCCAACUUUGGCUUCGUGAAGCGGGAGUCGGGGAUCGAUGACAUGUACAACUUUGAGACCUUCGGGAACAGCAUGAUCAUUCUGUUUAUGAUCACCACCUCGGCGGGCUGGGAUGGCCUGUUGGCGCCCAUUCUUAACUACGCUCCAGACUGCGAUCCCGAGAAGGAGAACCCGGGCACUUCAGUCAAGGGCAACUGUGGCAAUCCUUCUGUGGGUAUCUUCUUUUUUGUCAUGUACAUCAUUGUCUCUUUCCUGAUUGUGGUGAACAUGUACAUUGCUAUUAUCCUGGAGAACUUCAGCGUUGCAACAGAAGAGAGCGCAGACCCGCUGUGUGAAGACGACUUCGAGUCCUUUUACGAGAUCUGGGAGAAGUUCGAUCCGACAGCUUCGCAAUUCAUUACGUUUGCAAAACUCGGUGACUUUGCCGAUACUCUUGAGCAUCCUUUGCGGGUACCUAAGCCCAACACAAUAGAACUCAUCGCCAUGGAUCUGCCCAUGGUAAGUGGAGACCGUAUCCACUGCUUAGACAUCCUGUUUGCCUUUACCAAGCGGGUUCUGGGUGACAGCGGCGAUCUGGACAUGAUGAGGCAGCAGAUGGAGGAGCGCUUUAUUGCCGCCAAUCCUUCCAAAAUUUCUUUCGAGCCCAUCACUACCACACUGCGGCGCAAACAGGAGCACAUGUCCGCCUCGGUCAUCCAGCGUGCCUACCGCGCCCACCUCGUGCGCCGGGGCUUCAUCUGCAAACGACUGCUGAGCAGCACCAAGCUGGAGAACGGAGGGACCAACCAGGAGAAAAAGGAGGACACCCCGUCCACCGCCUCACUGCCCUCUUAUGACAGUGUGACCAAACCCGAGAAGGACAAGCUAGACGAGAGCGAAAGGCAAGAAGGCAAGAGUGGCAAAAACCAAAAAGACAUCAAGGAAUCAAAGUGUUAGGAGCACCGCACCAGGUAUAGCCAAAACCAGAGACCAGACUCUGUAUCCAUUCUAACAAAAGUAAAAAAAAAAUCAUUUUCAAUGAAACCUAGAAAAACAGAAAAAAAGUUGUUUACAGACAAGCUCCAGUGCAGAGAAAGCAGUUCGGUUUCUUAACACUUUGAUUAUGACCAAACCAAACCCUAACGAGCUUCCUACGCGGCAUCUGUAACACACGAGAGAAGGCCUCCUGUAUAGGGACCAUUUCCAUAGGACAAACCCCACCACAAGUGGAGUUCAGCAUUCCUCUGUUACAGAUUUACCCCUUACAAACACUACACUGCCGAAAUCCAACGGGGGAAAAAAACCCCAUCUCAGUGCAGGAGGGAUCCUGAAACAUUGUCCAUGCACCGUUCUCAUCGGGGUGGCCUGAACGAGAGAGGAAACUUAAGAAAAACUACGAAAACAGAAAAUUAUGCAAAGAUUUUGAGUUUUGUGGGAUGAAUAUACUUGCAUCUUUACAUUAUUUGAGCCGCAAAAAAGAAGGUAAAUAGAAACAUUCAGCCCACAUCACUAGUCUUUUCAUUAUCUUUGUUAUACUUGCAUUAAAAAAAGACAUUUUAUACAUGGACUUUCACACUGCAGUUGGGUUGGGCUCAUCGAUCAGGGUUUUGACUUGUGCUGAAAGGGACUUGCUCAGACUAGAGUUCCAGAUAAAUAAGUAAUUAAUUGUGCUCGUUCAGUGCAUAGAAAUGACUUGCAUGGUGGCAUGUUUUGAUCAGAAAUCAUGCAUGUAUAAUCAUAGUCCACUUGACACUUCUACUCACCACUAAAGUGGCUUGACCAUACGUCUGAGGCUGUCCACAGGUAAAUAUUUUAUGAAAGGAGAAAUUUAAACGGUAACAUUCGAAGAGUUUGAACUUAGGCUCCCAUAUACACUGGUUUGCAAUCAACCGAGUAUCACAUCGUCCAAAAUCUAUCAAGUCAGUGGAAGUUAAAUAGCUGUUCUUUUUUUAAUAUUAUGGCACAUAUAGCAUUUAUUGCCCCACUUAGAGAAACGGUUCGCUGCCCUACACAUUUAGUUAGUCUUUAGAAACAUUUUACCAAAUCAUGGGCAGAUGAACCCUGUUUUUGUUUUGCACCAGCAAUAUGAUUCAUUUAUUUUUAUUUAUUUAUUUAUUUAUUUAUUUAUUUAUUUAUUUAUUUAUUUAUUUAUUUCUGAUCUUCUACAAGCAAUUAAGAGUCUUCAAAGGUUGCAUUAAGCCACCAUGCCAUUUGUAAUCUCUUACAAUACUUUGUCAGUCGGGACCAGGCCUCUUUCUGAGGUGACCUCUUUUAUUUAAGACGUGUUUUUGGAGUCUGUUGUCUCCAUACUUUUGUUUUGUCUCUAAGAAGUAAGAAAUAGAGCAGCAGGGCAGCUAUUGUGAAUGAUUUAGCAGUUAACAGUACUGUCCACUUGCAUUUUUCCAUGUUGUAUAUACUCUGGACUUGAAAGCUAUUGGUCCCUACAUUAAAAAAGUA